This is a messenger RNA of Octopus sinensis (East Asian common octopus), 446 nucleotides long. Its product is annotated as histone H2A. Gene Ontology annotation, molecular function: structural constituent of chromatin; DNA binding; protein heterodimerization activity. The record is from RefSeq and is a predicted model, not a curated record. The transcript has a single exon. Gene Ontology annotation, cellular component: nucleosome. NCBI's taxonomy places the organism in Eukaryota, Metazoa, Mollusca, Cephalopoda, Octopoda, Octopodidae. The coding region runs from base 7 to 384 and encodes 125 amino acids.
UUGAAUAUGUCUGGACGCGGUAAAGGAGGUAAAGUAAAGGGAAAGAGCAAGACCCGCUCAUCCCGCGCCGGGCUUCAGUUUCCCGUCGGUCGUAUCCAUCGUCUUCUCCGUAAGGGGAACUAUGCUCAACGUGUUGGUGCCGGAGCCCCAGUCUACUUGGCCGCUGUGAUGGAAUAUUUGGCUGCUGAGGUGUUGGAAUUGGCAGGAAAUGCUGCCAGAGACAACAAGAAAUCAAGAAUUAUUCCCCGUCACUUGCAGUUGGCCAUCCGUAACGACGAAGAAUUGAACAAGCUUUUGUCAGGAGUGACCAUCGCCCAGGGUGGUGUUCUUCCCAACAUCCAAGCUGUCCUUCUCCCCAAGAAGACUCAGAAGGCAGCCAAGUAAAUUACUUAUUACGGAGGCAUUUGUGCUUUAUCCAUAUCAACGGUCCUUUUCAGGGCCUCUCA